Truncatella angustata is the source of this 1386-nucleotide messenger RNA. RefSeq lists its product as uncharacterized. Bases 262 to 1227 code for a protein of 321 amino acids. The record is from RefSeq and is a predicted model, not a curated record. The transcript has a single exon. NCBI's taxonomy places the organism in Eukaryota, Fungi, Ascomycota, Sordariomycetes, Amphisphaeriales, Sporocadaceae.
CUGCAAAGUGCUCAGCCAACUACUUAGCUUGGCGUAUCCAUUAUCAUAACCUUCGGUCCCCGUAUUCGAUUCAUUCAGAACCGGACCCAUUGGGGGCGACUAGACUUUAUUCCACCAACAACCACAUUGGUCCGUACCGUGUUGGUCAUACAAUAUUUAAACGGGCUCUCUUCGCGCCCAUCAUCUCCUCGACCAGCUUUUAUCAUGUCUAACACCACUACCACUAUCUACAUCACUGACACCAACUAAUGACAUUAUCCUAUGGAGCUCACUACAAUCGCAUCGGAACGGUCCAGGAGACCGAUUCUAUACAUCACUGUUGCUGCAAUCACAGCUUUGGCGCUCGCAGGGUCACGAUUUCAUUGGUCGCCAGAAAAUGGAAAUGGCAACUUCGAUGUCGACCCAGUCUUUAAUCUUCCGCGGCCACCCGUUGAUUUGCCAUAUAUCAAAACCAACAACAUCAUCUGCAUGGUUGCUAUGAGCUUGAUCGGACUAUCAGCCGUUCUACUGGGUGGACGGGAUGCACGACGCACGCGCACGAUACUCCCCCUUAUUCUCCCCCUGAGUGGGGCGAUGAUCGCGUUUCCGGAGACAUUCAUCGACGUAUUAGGAUGCACAUACUACCCCUGGACGGAAAGCAAUGCCUCAUUUCACCUCCUAGGCCGCGAGAUGCCUCCAUGGAUCCCGAUAUGGUUUGGUUAUGGCUCGUUGAUGCAAGUCAACCUUCAGCUUCUGUACAGCAAGACCAAGACCAAGAAUCUCUGGUGGCUUUUGGUUCUGAUGAUGGGUUCUGACCUAGUCGUGGAAGAGAUCCUACUGCCAAUGGGAGUCUACUCUUACUACGGAAACCAACCGUUGGUUGUUUUCAACAUGUUUCCUUGGUGGUGGAUGGCUCCUAACGCUGUGGGGGUCUUCUUUGCAACCGCGCUCGCCUAUCGUUUUCGCUCCUUACUCGUUGGUUGGAAGGUUUUAGCUAUCCUCUUCCUGACUCCAAUGUCUGUGGGCGGGGUAUACGGCUUUAUUUGCUUUCCGGCAUGGGUUGCUGUUAAUGGCCAUUGGGGCUGGUUUACCACGCAGCUACUGGGACUUCUGACGAUUUUCCUUGGCUUCAUUGCCUUCUGCGCCAUAUUGAUACUUGUGCUUGGGAGGGAGCCUUUCGGUUGGAAUGCAAACGGCGAAGAGGAAGGUUUGGAUGGUGAUGAUAUAAUACAACCAAGAGCGUCAUGAAGAUGGGAGUAUUUGAAAGGAGGAGUUUUUGUGCAAUAUCUGUAUGCAACAUCCCGGCCAUGAUCCCAAGCUGGUCACUUAACCGCGCCAACGCGCCUUGUCUUAUAAUAAAGCACACUUAGUCUUAGGCCUUAAGGCACAGAAAAUACCCAAUUAAUC